This is a messenger RNA of Dreissena polymorpha, 7112 nucleotides long. RefSeq names its product monoacylglycerol lipase abhd6-A-like. The transcript has 9 exons. The coding region runs from base 211 to 1212 and encodes 333 amino acids. Lineage: Eukaryota; Metazoa; Mollusca; Bivalvia; Myida; Dreissenidae. The record is from RefSeq and is a predicted model, not a curated record.
UGACUGGUGUUCAAUAACUGACGCUAAUUAUACACAUUCGUUUAUCAACAGUGAAAACCAUAAUGUAUAUGAAUGGCCUGAUGUUUGUUGACAUUUACAGAACAGCUUGUUGAUCAACAUUUAGAUGUUUUCUAUUCGUUUGAUCGCACGAACUCUUAUUUUGAAAGCUCUAGAAUAGUCAGAAAAACAUACUGUCCUUCCUGUACUGAAAUGAUUGGCAUGACUGCUCUAACGUACCUGAUCCUGGCGCUGUUGAGUGCCCUGCUGUAUAUCUUCUUGGUUCACCCUGUGAUCUUCAUACAUCUGUACUUCAGAUUUUCAGUGUAUUGGAGUGGCCUCAAAUUGAAGUAUGUGAAAGUAGAUGGGCUGACAAUCUGCUAUGGAGAGAAAGGUCGCAAGAGGGAGGGUCAGCCUACCAUGGUGCUCUUACACGGCUUCAGUGCUUGCAAGUUCAUGUGGGCACCACUAGUCAGGAACCUGUCCCACGACUGUCAUGUGAUCGCAGUCGACCUGCCAGGUCAUGGGGACAGCGACACACCCUCGGAGGAUGAGGAUAUCUCACACAGGAACACAGUCAAGAAAAUGAACCAGAUCUUAUGCCAGCUGGGUGUGACAAGUGAGCCCAUUCAUCUGGUGGGCAUGUCUAUGGGCGGGGCCCUGGCUGGGCUGUACGCUGCUGAGUACCCUGGGGAUGUGCACUCCCUCACACUGAUCUGUCCUGCAAUGCGCACCCCAAACGAGAGCCCGUUCUGGGAGGAGAUUCACCGGGCACUCGAGGCAGGGGUCUCUGAGCUCCACCUCCACUGCAGCCUGCUGUUCCCACAGUCCAGCUGCCAGGUGCGCACUAUGCUGGACUUUGUGCAGCACCAUAGCGCCUGGGUUCCCAGACAGAUUCUUCAAGGAGUGGUGGAUUUUAGAAGACGUUAUUACCCAUUCUAUGCCAGAUUGUUCAACAUGCUAACACAGCCUGAGAAUCACCACCUGCUACGUGACUGUGCAGAUCGCAUACAGGCACCCACACAGCUUAUCUGGGGAGAACAGGACAAGGUGAUAGAUGCAUCUGGUGCAGCAGUACUUAAAGACCGGCUCCCACACUGUGUGCAGGUUGACAUGAUACCCAGGUGUGGUCACUCCAUGAGCACAGACAGGCCCGGAGCCAUGACCAAGGCAAUACUAACCUUCAGGAACAGACUGCAGCAGGGUACCAGAUAACUACACUUGGGGAGUAGCUGCUAGAACUCAGGGAUAUUUUGUUAUAAGUUAGAUAAGAAGGUGGACCCAAAUUUUAUUCCUUUAAUAGUUAUCCAGUUUAUAGUUGUUAUAAAUCAGGGACAUAUUGUUAAAAUUGAUACAUGGUUUAACACAAUUGUACAUAAUCUAUUUCAUACAGUUCUUUUAAGCAAGACCUGUUUUUAAAAACUUGUUAUUUUAGGAAGAAGCUACAAUGUUUUCAUGCUGUUUGUUUUAUUGUUUGAUAUUUUAUACAUGAUAUGAAAUUAAAACAUGGUAUAUGUUUUAGAAUUCUUAGACAUUUAUAGGGCCCUCACCCCCCCUUGAAGCAGCAGGCUAUUUUGCUUUGCACCUGUUAGUCAAUAGGUGGGAUGGUCAAUUGGAUGAGGGGCCCAAAGACACUUUGGUUUCUGCAUGACAUAACAAGAACACUCACACCUACCAUCUGUCAAAUGUGUAGGUUGGUUGCUUAGUAGGAAAGGAAGACACCUUUCUAAUUUGAUGCAAACAGGUCAUGGUCACAAGGGCUUGUAACAUACCUAAAUUGCUACUAUAGUCAUUUCAUGCUGUGUAAAUACCCAUAAAGUCACCACUAAAGAAUUAAAAUUGUGAUAAAAAUCAUCUGGACUUAAAAAAACACACUUUUCAUGCCAGUUUUACUUGGUGUUCACUGAUCAACACAAUUAGUGGCAAGAUUUUGUAUUUCUUCUGAUACUGUAAGUCCUCCGGCAUGAUUUACGUACUUAAUCACCCAUAGACAAUAAACUCUUGGACAUAAUCUCAUCCCCAUGAACAGAUUGGUUUCUAAAGUCACAGACAUUAUGAUAAAAUAUUAAAUCAGUAUAUUUCAUCUCAAUUCUUCAUCAUUAUAUUUUGUCUAGUCUUAUAUUUUGAGCCAAUAGAGGGAGGUGGGCAGUACUGGGGUAUUUGUUCUCGGGGGGGAAUAAGUCUGUGGAAAAUUAUGUCUUAAAUGUUUUUGUUUUUUUUGUUUGGAUUUUUUUUUUGGGGGGGGGGGGGCCUGUUUUAAAAACAUCUCUUGUUCUUUGUGGUUGCUUUUCAUAGUUGUUAGUUUUAAAGCUUAUUGUUUUAAUAGUGCUGUUGUAUAUUGCAUUUUACAUUAAAGGUUCCAAAGACAAUUUUAAAAGCAGAAAUGGAACAUUUAUUUUAUGUUGUUCACAAACACGUAUGUAUUGCAGCUUUGUUUGCACUAGCAGAUAAGGAGGUAUUUCCAUAACCUUGGGAUACUUAUAUUAUUUCGGUGUCUGUAUGUUAAAUUUUUUAUUUAUAUGAUUUCCUUUGCAAACAUACUCACAUGAUGUUCAAUUUAUUGUAGCCUAGAAGCCACUUUUUUAUUAUAAAUUAUUUCAUAUCAUAAAAUGCAGAAGUGGUUUUUGUAUAAUAUUUUUUUUUAUUAACCAAUUAGUAUUCUAAUUUUGUAAAGACAUUUGCUGAUUUGCUAACAAACCAAGCUUUAACUGUAAUGCUGUUUCAUUUGAUUUAAGGGUAUUCUAAUUGAGAUCUGAUGUUCUUAUUUUUUAAUGUUAAUUUGGUGUCACUUUUUUAAAGGCAUAUUGACUUAACAGUGAAUGAUUCUCUUUGAAUGCAUUAUUUGUACGUACACAAGUGUGUUUCCUUUAAUGAUUUUAUUUGAAUGUGUUCAGCACUACAUUCUUAUGUUUGAUUCGAAGUAUCUAAGUUGAAUAUUCAAGUAAAAAUGCAAACAAACAUAAAAACAUGUUUUAUUAUCAAACAAAAAGUAAAGCAGCCAAAAAACUUAUGAUUCUGUGAAUUCCUAUUUAAAAAUUCCAUUUUGGAAGUAAUAUUUCUCAACCCCAUAAUUUGCAAUAAUACUUUUGCAGUUAUGGACCGGAGACUCCUGACUCUGCAGUGUCAGUUACCUAUUGUUAUGGCAUUGUAUGUUUUUGCAGUCCAAUGAUUGGAACUUACACCAUAAAUCAAAUCAUCAACAAGGGCUGUUUGUAAAACAUGCAUGCCCCCCAUAUGGGCUGUCCGUUGUACUGGCAGCCAUUGUGUGAAUACGUUUUUUGUCACUGUGACCUUGACUUUGACCUAGUGACCUGAAAAUCAAUAGGGGUAAUCUGUGAGUCACGAUCAAUGUACCUAUGAAGUGUCAUGAUCCUAGGCAACCGGGUUCUUGAGUUAUCAUCCGAAAAUCAUUUUACUAUUUCGGGUCACCUUGACCUUUGACCUUGUGACCUCAAAAUCAAUAGGGGUCAUCUGCGAGUCAUGAUCAAUCUAGCUAUGAAGUUUCAUGAUCCUAGGCAUAUGCGUUCUUGAAUUAUCAUCCGAAAAUCAUUUUACUAUUUUGGGUCACCGUGACUUUGACCUAGUAACCUCAAAAUCAAUAGGGGUCAUCUGCCAGUCAUGAUCAAUCUACCCAUGAAGUUUCACGAUCCUAGGCGUAUGCGUUCUUGAGUUAUCAUCCGGAAACCAUUUUACUAUUUUGGGUCACCGUGACCUUGACCUUUGACCUAGUGACCUCAAAAUCAAUAGGGGUCAUCUGCAAGUCCUGAUCAAUCUACCCAUGAAGUUUCAUGAUCCUAGGCGUAUGCGUUCUUGAGUUAUCAUCUGGAAACCAUUUUACUAUUUCGGGUCACCGUGACCUUGACCUUUGACCUAGUGACCUCAAAAUCAAUAGGGGUCAUCUGCAAGUCAUGAUCAAUGUACCUAUAAAGUUUCAUGAUCCUAGGCCUAAGCGUUCUUGAGUUAUCGUCUGACAACCACCUGGUGGACGGACGGACCGACCUACCGACAGACAGACCGACAUGAGCAAAGCAAUAUACCCCCUCUUCUUCGAAGGGGGGCAUAAUAAUUAAGAUGAUCCCAACAUGAAUGAAACUUGAAAUUUAAUUUUUUAAAUUGUGGUUGUAUAUGUAUCAGCAUAAAACAAUAUAUAAAACAAAUAAAAUUAUGAUUGAAAGCUCAUGAUCAUAAUUAUUGUUUCUUUUCUGUCAGGGCUUACUCUGCCAUUUGCCUUAUUAGCCAAUGGCUACAAAUUGUACCUAUUUAGCUAAAGAAUAUUCUAUUUUGCUACAAGUUUUUCUUCAUUAAAACUUAAAAAUAGCCAAAAGUAGCAGAUUUUUGCCAUAGAAAGGCGAAUUUGGCUAAAGAAAUUUUAGAUCCAGGGGAAGCCCUGUCUGUUUUGUAUGUAAAUUAAAGGGACAUCUUCAAAGUUUUGCCAAUUUUCCAUAAUGCUGCCACACAUAUUAAACAGAUAAUGCUUUGGGUAUACAUGUACUGAAGGGAAAUAAGCUUACUUAAUUUGAAAUAUUUAAAAAUAAGUAUUUUAAAUAUAUUAAAAGAGUCCAGGAAAAUAUUUUAAUAAACUAUUUCCUUAACAACAUAUUUGUGUUUGUGAGUCCAUAUGCUUCACUUUGCAAUAAAGAUAAUUUACAUGUUAGUGCUUUUGGAAAAAAAAAUAAAAUCUUGACAUCUCUUUUUGCUGUUGUUUUUUAAACAUGUUUAGUUGUAGUUAUAGAGAUGAGAUUUGCUCAAAGGGCAGUUAUGCUAAUUUCUGUAAAAUGUUGUAAAAUUACUUUAUGUGAUAUGUAUUUUCACAACAGUAUCACUGAAGGUUAUUAAAGGUAACACUUGUUGGAAAGAAUGAAGCUGUGUGCAAUAUUGUGUGGAAUCGCGCUGAUCUAUGAUUUAAUCUUUGUGAUUUAUAUUUAUGUAUGUGUUUAAUUGUUAUUUUUUAAUAAUUGCUUGUUUCUGAGUAAAGGAGAUGUACUGGAAUCACCAUGGACUGUUUAUGUGUAGACCAAAACUUGCAAUGUGGUUAUCUCAUAUACUGUUCUACAGAUAACAUUCAUACUUGCAGGAAUUGAUCUGCAUAAAAUAAUUUUCUUUUAUUGAAAUACCACUUAAUAUUACAAAACUUAUUCCCCCUUUUCAUUUUGAAAUUCUAUAACUUUAUUACUUUUAUUUUUAUAUUUAAAUGUUGUCCAUAGAAAACAAACACAGAUGUCAACCUCAAACUUGAUAAGAAAGUUGAGAUUAGUUGGUGGAAGUGCAAUGUACAAGAAAUAUAUCUCUUGCUCUCAUAUUGUUUAGUUAUUGCUCUUUGUAUGUUUCUGUAUUAAAGUUUUCUUGAGAGCAUAUCUUGAAAAUAUAAGAGGUUAUCAACCCGAAACUUGACAAGAUAUAUCUUAAUGACACGAUGUGAAAUUCUUUAGAGUCAUAUCUCUUGAUUCCAUAUUUGUAGAGUCAUUAACUUGUAUCAGUUUUUGUACUUAAAUGAUGUCCAGAGAAUGUCUUGAAAAUUGUAAAAGGUAUCAACUUGGAACUUUAUACGUUGGUAGAUCUCGAUGAUGGAAAGUGCAGUGCAUUACAACCAUUACACAUGCUUUCAUAAUUCACAGUUAUUGUCCUUGUGAAUAUUUGUGCUGAAAUUUUUUCCAGGGCAUAUCUAUACUAUUAUAUAAAUUAUCAAGAUGACACUUCAUAGGUGGGCAGAUUACUUUGUUGGCAAACCAGUGUUAAAACUGAACCGCAAAUGCCUUUUUACUAAUUUCAGGCUUAACAGUGACUUUUCCAUUUAAAUUUGUGAUGAUUUUUUUAUAUAUAAUUUUACAAAAUUACAUCACCUUUGAAAAUUUCAAUUUACACUUUUAUACAACUUUUUAUUAAAAUAUUUUUUUGGUUAUUAUUUAUUUAUUUUUCAAUGAUACCUAGAAAUAAUGUCCAUCAUAAUUAAUUUUACUCCUUGUAUUUGAAAUUUUUUACUCGUCAAUUUUGUUUAACAUGUUUCUUUAUGGAAAGUGUUUAUGGUCAUUUAAAUAAAGUAACUCUUAUAUGGGUAAAUUCAGUUUUGGAUUGUAUACUGAAUCAAUUUUAUAAAGGUACAUUUAAUUAAAUGUUAUUUUGUGGUGAAAUAGACACUGUAUAUAGGUAUCGUGCCUUAUUUGACUGUUUUAUGUUUUGUAAAUAAGUUUGAUUUGGAAAUUAACAAAAAACAAGUAGACGUUUUGACAUUUUGCUCAGUGUAAUUUUUAAAUGAAUAUUUUAUCAUAAAAGAAAGGCUUUCAUACCUACAAACUUAAACACUUUAUAACAUCUAUAGUGCAUAGAAAUUAUUUCUAACCCAGACAAUACUCCUCAGACAUAAAAUAGCCUUUCCUGCUUUUUGAAAUGCAAAGACAAAAACUUUUUUAUGGACCUUUUUAUUUUAAGUAAAAAGUUAGUGAUUGUGGUACUCUUUCAUGGACACCAUUACAGAUAGGUUAACCUUCUGGUGCCAAGGUCUAAUUAUUUUAAAGUUUGUUAAAGAUCAACAGUCUAUGUCGUUUAUUUAAUUGAGUCGCAUUGCUGUUUUUAAGGUAUCAAAGUUGUUAUAAAUAGUAAAAAUGUUGUUUAUUUCGCAAAUAUUUCAACUAAAAUGCUUGUAAUAUUUUUUACAAUUACAUAAUUGUCCAUUGUAUUUUUAUUUGAAAAAUUGAGCUUAAACUAAUCCUGUUAAAACAGGAAUAAGAACAUAAGGACCUGGAGAUUGUUGCUCAUCUAAAGUUCAAAUCUUGAACAUAAUUACAGUAUGAAGUUUUUGGAAUUAAGUUAACACAAGAAACAAAAUGGUUUUAUAGGAAGGGUAAGAUUUGAAUUGAUGUGUUUUCUGAUGCAGAAUGAAUAUUUGUUCUUCAUGUAGUUUUGUCGUAAUAUGUUUGUUAUUGUUGACAAGCCAGUAUUUCAAAAGAAUGUGUACUUUUAUUUUCAAUAUAAAAAGCACAUUUGUGAUAUAAUGACCAGUCAUUCAUUUAACUCAUUUUCAGGAUUUUAAAUAUAACAUGUUUGAGGUAAACUGUUCAGUCACUUGGAACAUUUUCAUCAUAUUGAUAUUGUUUUACAAUAAAAGUAUUUUGCAUUAA